GAAUCACCUUUGAUCUUCCAUUUUUACAGCCUAAGCAAGAAGAUUCCUAAUAUGAAGGUUUUCGUGUGUGUUUUAACAGUUUUGGUAGCUUCAUGCUCAGCCGGAUUCUUGGGCGGUAGCUCUGGUGGUGGAUAUGCUGCUGGUGGCCAUGGAGAGGUUAAGACCGUUAAGGUUAUCCAUCAACAACAAGCCGGUGGACAUGGUGGUUAUGCCUAUGGUGGUGGUGCUGGUGCCGCUGUUGGUGGUCAAGCCGUUAAGACAAUUAAAAUUGUUCACCAACAACAACAGCAACAACAACAAUAUGGUGGUUACUCUGCCGGUGGCGCCCAAGAAGUCAAGACAAUCAAAGUGAUCCAUCAACAACAACAGCAACAAGGUGGAUACUCAGCUGGUGGUUAUGCUCAUGGUGGUGCUGUCGCUGGUGGCCAAGAAGUCAAGACCAUUAAGGUUAUCCAUCAACAACAACAGCAGCAAGGAGGACACGGAUACGCAGCCGCCGGUGGUCAUGGUGGUGCUCAACACGUCAAAACCAUUCAAGUUGUCCAUGAACAAGCUGGUGCUGCUGCUGGUGGUUAUUCCGGUGGUUACUCCGCUGGCGGUCACGGUGCUGCUGAGGAAGUUAAAACCAUUCAAGUUGUCCACGAACAAGGUGCUAGCGCUGGUGGUUAUUCCGGUGGAUUCUCUGCUGGCGGCCAUGGCCACGGUGCUGCUGAAGAAGUAAAAACCAUUCAAGUUAUCCAUGAACAAGGUGGUGCUGCCGCUGGUGGAGCUCAAGGUGGUUAUUCAUAUGGAGGUGCCAGUUCCGGUGCUGCUCAAGAAGUUAAGACCAUUCAAGUUGUCCAUGAACAAGGUGGUGCUUCGGCUGGGGGUUACUCUGCCGGUGGAUACUCCGCCGGAGGAUACUCAUCCGGUGGUUACUCGGCCGGUGGUGCUAGCGCCGCUGCUGAACAAACUAUUAAAGUUAUUCACGAAGAGGCAUCUGCUGGAGGUUAUUCUGCUGGUGGUUAUGGCGGUUUUGCUGAUGCUGGCGCUUCUUCUGCUGCUGGCACUGGUGGCUUCGACGAUGCACUUGAAACUUUGAAAUCCCUUAAAGUUAUCGGUGCUUUGGGUGCUGAUGGUGGUGCCGGUGGUUAUGGUGGUGCCAGCGGCGCUGGUUCAUAUGCCGGUGCUUCUUCAGCUGGUGGUUGGCAAUAA
Messenger RNA from Musca vetustissima, 1194 nucleotides. RefSeq lists its product as uncharacterized. The transcript is spliced from 4 exons. The annotation marks the transcript as partial. NCBI's taxonomy places the organism in Eukaryota, Metazoa, Arthropoda, Insecta, Diptera, Muscidae. The record is from RefSeq and is a predicted model, not a curated record.